Molecule: messenger RNA, 618 nt
Organism: Phytophthora sojae
Lineage: Eukaryota; Oomycota; Peronosporomycetes; Peronosporales; Peronosporaceae
Exons: 2
Molecular function (GO): protein binding
Source: RefSeq, a predicted model, not a curated record
AUGGACGGAGCUGCCAGCAACGGACACCUUAAUGCUGUUAAGUGGCUUCACGCGCAUCGUGAUGAGGGCUGCACGACAGACGCCAUGGAUUCUGAAGCUGCAAAUGGACAUUUGAAGGUAGUUCAGUGGCUUCAUCGAAACCGCUCCGAAGGCUGCACCAAAAAGGCGAUGGAUUCCGCUGCCGAAAACGGGCAUCUAGAAGUUGUCCAGUGGAUGCACUGGAACCGAUCUGAAGGCUGCACAACGUCUGCAAUGAAUGGUGCAGCGUCAAAGCGCUUCGGCCAUCCCGCUGUUGUGCGUUGGCUUCGUUCAAACCGCUCAGAAGGGUGCACGACGAACGCGAUGGACGGUGCCGCAGCCAACGGCAAUUUGCAAAUGAUGCAGUGGCUGCACGAGAACAGCGUCGUAGGCUGCUCUAGUGCUGCGAUGGAUAGUGCUGCAGAUUUGGGUCGAUUGGAUAUUUUGGAGUGGCUUCAUGUAAAGCAACUGGCUGAGUGCACAACGUUAGCGAUGGAUUCCGCAGCAGCUAAUGGCCACUUGCAAGUUUUGAAGUGGCUUCACGCUAACCAAUCGGAUGGCCAUACAACAAAGGCAAUCAAGGAUGCUGCUGCUGGCGGA